GAGCAUUGGGCAAAUGCCUACUGUUAACACGGACAAAAAUGAUCGAGUUCUAUUUAUGAUGUUUCAAGAUACCAAUCACGAAAUGUUUGAAUACUUGCCACUUUUCAAAUACCUAGCUAUGUGGAUGAACUAUACGCUUUUAAAGUACGGUACGUGUGACGGAAUGRUUAUCGUUAUAGAUACCAAGGGGUUGAACUGGCGUCACAUCGUWAAAAUACCCAUUGGAAUUGCUGGUAAAAUGUUAAAAUUCUUAGAGAUAAUACUUCAUCCGGUCGGUUCAAAUGAUAUUUUCAAUUACAUAUCGAGAAAUGAAUUGCCAGCAGAAGUAGGAGGAUCAGGAAAAUCUCAUAGUUUCUUCAACGAUGAACUKUACAAUGACUUGAUCGAUUUUCGUGAUUUUUUCCUUGAACAGAAUGAGAUAUUAAAUAACCAAAUGAUGUAUGUGAAUCAACGACUUGAUGAAGAUGACGAAUAAACUAACUAUACCAAUAUUAUAUUAUAAAGAUAACAGAAUUACUUAUUUCAUGAAACACAUUUAAAUUACAUUUGGUUUUUUAUACCUAGUAUUU
Diuraphis noxia (Russian wheat aphid) is the source of this 569-nucleotide messenger RNA. Its product is annotated as alpha-tocopherol transfer protein-like. Gene Ontology annotation, molecular function: phosphatidylinositol bisphosphate binding. Lineage: Eukaryota; Metazoa; Arthropoda; Insecta; Hemiptera; Aphididae. The record is from RefSeq and is a predicted model, not a curated record. Gene Ontology annotation, cellular component: membrane.